GCAGAUGAAGAAAUGAGGCUUCAAGAGGUUAACUUAUCCAAGUUACAAUUGGGGACUGUAACCCAAGUCUGUCUCUAACUCCAGAGCCUGUACCCUUAACCACUAGGCUGUGAUACCUGAUUUUAUAAUGGGCUGCAUUAAAAGUAAAGAGAGUAAAAGUCCAGCCGUAUAUAGAACUGAAAAUACUCCAGAGCCUGUCAGUACAAGUGCCAGCCACUAUGGAGCAGAGCACACUUCAGUGGCACCAUCGUCUUCAGCCAAGGGGACAUCUGUUAAUUUUAGCAGUCUUUCCAUGACACCGUUUGGAGGUUCCUCAGGUGUGACACCUUUUGGAGGAACGUCUUCCUCAUUCUCAGUGGUGCCAAGUUCAUAUCCUACUAGUUUAACAGGUGGCGUUACUAUAUUUGUGGCCUUAUAUGAUUAUGAAGCUAGAACUACAGAAGACCUUUCAUUUAAGAAGGGUGAAAGAUUUCAAAUAAUUAACAAUACGGAAGGAGACUGGUGGGAAGCAAGAUCAAUUGCCACAGGAAAGAAUGGUUACAUCCCUAGCAAUUACGUAGCGCCUGCAGAUUCCAUUCAGGCAGAAGAAUGGUAUUUUGGCAAAAUGGGUAGAAAAGAUGCUGAAAGAUUACUUCUGAAUCCUGGGAACCAACGAGGUAUUUUCCUAGUAAGAGAGAGUGAAACUACUAAAGGUGCUUAUUCCCUCUCUAUUCGUGAUUGGGAUGAGGUAAGGGGUGACAAUGUAAAACACUACAAAAUUAGGAAACUUGACAAUGGUGGAUACUAUAUCACAACCAGAGCACAGUUUGAGACUCUGCAGAAAUUGGUGAAACACUACACAGAACAUGCUGAUGGUUUAUGUCAUAAGUUAACAACUGUGUGUCCAACUGUGAAACCCCAGACUCAAGGUUUAGCAAAAGAUGCUUGGGAAAUCCCUCGAGAAUCUUUGCGACUAGAGGUUAAAUUAGGACAAGGAUGUUUUGGUGAAGUAUGGAUGGGAACGUGGAAUGGAACCACAAAAGUAGCAAUCAAGACACUAAAACCAGGUACAAUGAUGCCAGAAGCUUUUCUUCAGGAGGCUCAGAUCAUGAAGAAAUUAAGACAUGAUAAACUUGUGCCACUGUAUGCUGUCGUUUCUGAAGAGCCAAUUUACAUUGUCACUGAAUUUAUGUCAAAAGGAAGCUUAUUAGACUUCCUUAAGGAGGGGGAUGGAAAGUAUUUGAAGCUCCCACAGCUGGUUGAUAUGGCUGCUCAGAUUGCAGAUGGUAUGGCAUAUAUUGAAAGAAUGAACUAUAUUCACCGAGACCUUCGGGCUGCUAACAUUCUUGUAGGAGAAAAUCUUGUGUGUAAAAUUGCAGAUUUUGGUUUAGCAAGGUUAAUUGAAGACAAUGAAUAUACUGCAAGACAAGGUGCAAAAUUUCCAAUCAAAUGGACAGCUCCUGAGGCUGCACUGUAUGGUCGAUUUACAAUAAAGUCUGAUGUAUGGUCCUUUGGAAUUCUACAGACAGAACUAGUAACAAAGGGCAGAGUGCCAUAUCCAGGUAUGGUGAACCGGGAAGUGCUGGAACAGGUGGAACGUGGAUAUAGGAUGCCUUGUCCUCAGGGCUGUCCAGAGUCCCUGCAUGAAUUGAUGAAUCUUUGCUGGAAGAAGGACCCUGAUGAAAGGCCAACAUUUGAAUAUAUUCAGUCUUUCUUGGAAGACUACUUCACUGCUACAGAGCCACAGUACCAGCCAGGAGAAAAUUUAUAAGUAACCUGUUUUAUAUGCACAAAUCUGCCAAAAUGGAAAGAACUUGCGUAGAGUUCCUCACUUAUGUACAGGAGUCAAAAGAAGAAAACCUUUUUUACUCUGCAUGUUUUUUAUGGUAAACUGGAAUUCCAGACAUGGUUGCACAAAACCACUUUUGUUUUCUCCCCAAGUGUUAAACUCUAAAGUACCAAUGAUGAAUUCCCAGUUUAUUUCAGGGUCCAAAGAAAGUAUAGCUGAGACCUUGACGACAGUGCGAAUGACAGCAUGACAGUGAAGAACAGCAAGGCUACUGUUUCUUCCCCACCUCAGAAUUGUUUAGGGAAAUUAUCAUUAUAGACAGAACUUGGGAGACAAAAAGUUAUAAAAAAAAAAAAAACCCGUUGCCAUCAAGUCAAUUCUGACUAAUAGCAACGCCAUAGGACAGGGUAGAACUGCCCCAUAGGGUUUCCAGAGAGCAGCUGGUGGAUUUGAACUGCUGACCUUUUGGUUAGCCAACUGAGUUCUUAACCACUACGCCACCAGGGCUCCAUACCGUAAUAAAACCUAAAAUUAAGUAAUUUCAUGGGACCAAACAAUUCUAUUCCAGUUUUUAAAAAUUUCUUGCAUCCAUUAUUCUCAAAAGUUUUUUCUAAGUUGAACAGUUAAUAUGCAGCUUUAAUAUAUGCCUUGUUUUGCAUGGAAAUGGGCCAAGUUUUACAGAAGCAAAAAGGAAUAUAAACAGCAUCUAAAACUUGAUUAAAUGUUAGACCUCAGCAGUGGAAUUUGAAAGUAUAAUACAUUGUGUUAAUACUCAUAUUCAUGGAAUGGAAAGUAGAAUAAGAAAAUGUUCACUUUAAUAUUUUCUGAAUAGUUCAAUUUAGAAUCAUGAAGGUAAUUAAAAAGUGAGCUGACCUUUUAUAAGGUUGCAUGGAUUGAAACAAACAAAAGCCGAUAUAUAACUGAAAUUUUACUACCCAACCCAAGGGGGAAACUUUCAAUCUUUAGAUAGCAUGAAAAAUAAGACCCACCAUUUUAAACACUCCUUUUAAAAAAAAAAAAAAAAAGACUUGGUACUGUGAGAUGUUGCUAAUAUGCCCGUAUGGUGAUGGGUGCCACAGAUACAAACAGCACUAGAUCAGGGACUUGGAUGCACUUUUGCUCUUACUGAAUAUAAACUAACAGAGAGGAAAAUGUAUUUAAAAGAAGUAUGAGGAAAGUUUUACAGGUUGAGGGAUGGAAUGGAAGGUUUAAUGUUGAUAUCAUAGAGUGAUAAAAUGGCUUUGCUGGCAUUCAGAGCUCCUCAUUUAUGUUUUAAGACUAAGAGUUACAAGGUAAAAAUAUAGAACUAACUUUUCCUAAUGUUUACACUGAGUGUUACAUCCUCAAAAUAGUGGAGUUUUCACACUUACUACAGUGAUACAGCUUUUACUCAGCAUUUUUAGAACUCCAGUUUUCAAAUUCCUGUUUGAAUCUACAUUCACUUUUUAAAUAUGCUUACUGGUGGCCAUUUUUUCCCUUUUAGGAUAUAGUUGGUUUGGGGAAGAAAACUGACUCAGUAACAGAUAGUUUUUGCCCAUUUAAAGUGCAGAAGUGAAACAAAGACUGAUUUUUAUGACUAACUCAGAAAGAAAUUCCAACAUAGAAUUUGAAUAAUAGCAUUACUGGUUUCAGUGACCAGCAAAGGAAGAACUGAGUCUGAUAAAUAAAAGUUUGAUACUUAUGUUUUUAAAUAUUCUAUUUUAUAGUCACACUUAAAUAAAGCAAUAACAUCUGGUCCCCAUAUUUUAGGAAUGUAAUUUUUAUCUGCCAUCACUUACCUGAUUUAAUCAUAAAAUUGAAAAUUCUGUGCCAUGGUAUUUAUGUUGAAACUCAGACCAUUUUAAAAUGUGACAAAUGAAUUCCGUGCACGUUGGCAGCAAUUCUGGUACUAAAAAUUGUGGUCGUUUCUUACGUUUACAUAACCUGCUUAGUAUUGAAUCCCUCUACCAAGAGGAUCUUCCUCAGGAGAGUGGCCAUCAUUAUUUACCCUUAACAUCUACAGCGUGUGACGUCAGAUUUUUAAAGGGCUUUAUGUGAAUUGAUAUCAUUUUUCUAAGCAUUUUAAAAAAGGUGACAAAAUUAUGUUUAUGUACUAAUGCUGUUAAGAAAAAUAAGCCAUGAAAAGUUGAUGGUGUUCAUUAGGUUUGAAAUGAAUGGCACAGUUCCUUGUAAUAACAAUUGUGUAGUAAGGAAAUAAAACACUAACUUACGUGUA
Loxodonta africana (African savanna elephant) is the source of this 3983-nucleotide messenger RNA. RefSeq names its product YES proto-oncogene 1, Src family tyrosine kinase (gene YES1). Gene Ontology annotation, biological process: protein phosphorylation; cell differentiation; innate immune response. Gene Ontology annotation, cellular component: extrinsic component of cytoplasmic side of plasma membrane. The record is from RefSeq and is a predicted model, not a curated record. Lineage: Eukaryota; Metazoa; Chordata; Mammalia; Proboscidea; Elephantidae. The coding region runs from base 128 to 1750 and encodes 540 amino acids. The transcript has 12 exons. Gene Ontology annotation, molecular function: ATP binding; non-membrane spanning protein tyrosine kinase activity; signaling receptor binding.